AUGGGUUACCUUAAGACGUCAAGCCUUCUUGCCUUCUUGGCGUCUGCUGCUUCGGUCGCUGCUCACGGUCACGUCACCAACAUCGUCGUCAACGGCGUCUCAUACCGCAACUACAUCCCUGUCCAGGACCCAUACACCAACAACCCUCCUCUCGUAGCCGGCUGGACGAUAGAUCAGCGUGACAAUGGCUUUGUCGCGCCCGACGCUUACAAUGCUCCGAAUAUCAUCUGCCACAGACAAGCAGUGUCUGGCAAGGGCCGAAUCACAGUUGCUGCUGGCGAUACUGUGCAGCUCCAAUGGACGGAAUGGCCUGACAGUCACAAGGGCCCCGUUAUGGACUUCCUAGCAAACUGCAAUGGACCUUGCAACGCCAUCGACAAGACAGCACUCAAGUUCUUCAAGAUUGACGGCGCCGGUCUGAUCAACCCUCCUCAACAGACAAACCAGUGGGCGGCAACCGUGUUGAUUAACAACGGCAACGCCUGGUCCGUCCGCAUCCCGCCCAAUGUUGCUCCAGGCCACUACGUUCUUCGUCACGACAUCAUUGCCCUUCACAGCGCCGGUCAGCAGAACGGAGCGCAAAGUUAUCCCCAGUGCGUCAACUUGGAGAUCACCGGCUCCGGAACGGAUAACCCUGCUGGCGUACUAGGAACCGCUCUCUAUGGCGCCAACGACCCCGGUAUCCUGUACAACAUCUACCGGGACAACCUCAACGACUAUGUCAUUCCUGGUGGUUCCAUCAUCUCCGGUGGUGUUUCCAUGCUCCCGCAAUCGAGGAUUCAGAUCACUGCCUCUGGCAGUGCUACCCCUUACGGCACAACGAUUCGCGCGAGCUCAGUCAUCACCGCCUCCGCCAGUGUACCAGCUUCAAGUUCUGUCGUUGUGAUCACUAGCAGGUCUUCAAGCACAAUCAGCUUCGGCAACUCUACUUCAGAUACUACCACCCUGAUCCAAACCUCUACUACUGCUGCUACGACGACAAUAACACUGACUCGCACAAGUUCGACAUCCAGCUCAAGUUCUAGCUUAAGCAGUAAAACCAGUACCAGCAACAACUCCCCGACCAGCGCCACCAGAACAACGUCUCAGACACCGUUGCCCACGACGUUCCAGACCAUGACAACGACGGCACCACCCGCAGGAGAACCGACUCAGAACCUGUACGGCCAGUGCGGUGGCAUGAACUACGCUGGUCCGACCAGGUGUCCAGACUACGCGGCUUGCACCACCAUCAACCCGUACUACGCGCAAUGUACUCCGGGUCCUGUACCUGCGGGAGCUCAGUCUCUGUACGGACAGUGUGGCGGUAUCAACUGGCCGGCUGAGAGCCCGACGUCUUGUGUCCCUGGCGCUACUUGCAAGACGGCCAACCCAUACUACGCUCAAUGUACUCCGGUAUGA
Colletotrichum acutatum is the source of this 1401-nucleotide messenger RNA. Its product is annotated as glycosyl hydrolase family 61-domain-containing protein. Gene Ontology annotation, cellular component: extracellular region. Bases 1 to 1401 code for a protein of 466 amino acids. NCBI's taxonomy places the organism in Eukaryota, Fungi, Ascomycota, Sordariomycetes, Glomerellales, Glomerellaceae. The transcript has a single exon. Gene Ontology annotation, biological process: carbohydrate metabolic process. The record is from RefSeq and is a predicted model, not a curated record. Gene Ontology annotation, molecular function: cellulose binding.